AUGGACGCGGGGGUCCCGGCUCGGAGGCGACGCGAGAUGGCGGCGGCGAUCUCGGGAGCCGGUCGCUGUCGGCUAAGCAAGGUGGGAGCUGCCCGGCGCCCACCUCCAGCUCGAGUGAGGGUAGCUGUGAGACUGCGCCCGUUUGUGGAUGGGACAGCUGGAGAAAACGACACCCCCUGUGUGCGGGGCCUGGACAGCUGUUCUCUGGAGAUUGCCAACUGGAGGAACCACCAAGAGACUCUCAAAUACCAGUUUGAUGCUUUCUACGGGGAGAGGAGCUCUCAGCAGGACAUCUAUGCAGGAUCGGUGCAGCCCAUCCUGAGGCACUUGCUAGAAGGGCAGAAUGCCAGUGUGCUCGCCUAUGGGCCCACAGGGGCAGGGAAGACACACACGAUGCUGGGCAGCCCAGAGCAGCCUGGGGUGAUUCCUCGGGCUCUCAUGGACCUCCUACAGCUCACGAGGGAGGAGGGUGCUGAGGGCCGGCCAUGGGCCCUCUCUGUUACUAUGUCCUACUUAGAGAUCUACCAGGAAAAGGUAUUAGACCUCUUGGAACCUUCAUCGGGAGACCUGGUGAUCCGAGAAGACUGCCGAGGAAAUAUCCUGAUUCCGGGCCUCACGCAGAAGCCCAUCACUAGCUUUGCUGAUUUUGAGCGGCAUUUCCUGCCAGCCAGCCGAAAUCGGACGGUGGGAGCCACCCGGCUCAACCAGCGCUCUUCCCGCAGUCAUGCUGUGCUCCUGGUUAAGGUGGAUCAGCGAGAACGCUUGGCCCCAUUUCGCCAGCGGGAAGGGAAACUCUACUUGAUUGACUUGGCUGGCUCAGAGGACAACCGGCGCACAGGCAACAAGGGCCUGAGGCUGAAAGAGAGUGGAGCCAUCAACACCUCCCUGUUUGUAUUGGGCAAGGUGGUGGAUGCUUUGAACCAGGGCCUCCCUCGGGUACCCUACCGGGACAGCAAGCUCACUCGCCUGUUGCAGGACUCUUUGGGUGGCUCAGCCCACAGCAUCCUCAUUGCCAACAUUGCCCCUGAGAGACGCUUCUACCUGGACACAGUCUCUGCACUCAACUUUGCAGCCAGGUCCAAGGAGGUGAUCAACCGGCCUUUUACCAAUGAGAGCCUGCAGCUUCCUGUCUUGGCACCUGUAAAACUGUCUCAGAAAGAACUGCUAGGCCCAUCAGAGGCAAAGAGAGCCCGAGGCCCUGAGGAAGAGGAAACUGGGAGUCCCGAACUCCCAAUAGCUCCAGCCUCUGCCUCCCAGAAACUCAGCCCUCUACAGAAGCUAAGCAGCAUGGAUCCGGCAAUGCUGGAGCGCCUUCUAAGCUUGGACCGUCUGCUGGGCUCCCAGGGGAGCCAGGGGACCCCUCUGCUGAGCACCCCAAAGCGAGAGCGGAUGGUGCUUAUGAAGACAGUGGAAGAGAAGGAUUUGGAAAUUGAGAGGCUUAAGAUGAAGCAAAAAGAACUGGAAGCCAAAGUGCUGGCCCAGGAGGUUGCUGACCCCAAGGAGAAAGAGAACUACUCUUCCACAAUGCUCAGACCCCUUGCUCGCCGUACAGUCACAGUGGCUAAACCCCUUAAAAAGGCAGUGGUGAUGCCUCUACAACUGAUUCAGGAGCAGGCAGCAUCCCCAAAUGCCGAGAUCCAUAUCUUGAAGAAGAAAGGCCGGAAGAGAAAGCUGGAGUCCCUGGAUGCAUCACAGCCAGAGAAGGCUGAGGACGGCUGGGAGCUGCAGAUCAGCCCAGAGCUACUGGCCCAUGGUCGCCAAAAAAUAUUAGAUCUGCUGAACGAAGGCUCAGCCCGUGAUCUGCGCAGCCUGCAGCGCAUUGGCCAAAAGAAGGCUCAGCUCAUCGUGGGCUGGAGGGAGCUCCACGGCCCCUUCAGCCAGGUUGAGGACCUGGAACGCGUGGAGGGCAUGUCGGGGAAACAGAUGGAGUCGUUCCUGAAGGCAAACAUCCUGGGUCUUGCCGCGGGCCAGGGCUGUGGCCCCUCCUGACUGCCGGCUCCCCUCUGUACCCUCCCGUUUUUUUUUUUUUAAGUCCUUGUGUAACUGCUUGUCUUGUAAAUACAGUUUUCACUCCGU
Messenger RNA from Budorcas taxicolor (takin), 2076 nucleotides. RefSeq names its product kinesin family member 22 (gene KIF22). The record is from RefSeq and is a predicted model, not a curated record. The coding region runs from base 1 to 1989 and encodes 662 amino acids. Lineage: Eukaryota; Metazoa; Chordata; Mammalia; Artiodactyla; Bovidae. Gene Ontology annotation, biological process: microtubule-based movement; DNA repair; mitotic spindle organization. Gene Ontology annotation, molecular function: DNA binding; microtubule binding; ATP binding. The transcript has 14 exons.